This is a messenger RNA of Trichogramma pretiosum, 8619 nucleotides long. RefSeq names its product protein split ends-like. Bases 9 to 6854 code for a protein of 2281 amino acids. NCBI's taxonomy places the organism in Eukaryota, Metazoa, Arthropoda, Insecta, Hymenoptera, Trichogrammatidae. The transcript is spliced from 27 exons. The record is from RefSeq and is a predicted model, not a curated record.
UCCAAGCGAUGACUGCACCGGUGAGCGGCGUCGACGCCCAGCAGGUCCUGUCCAACGCUCAGCCACCACACUCGCAGCAACCGGGGAGCGCUCGCAAGUCCGAGCCGGUCGUCGCCUCCGCGAUAUCGGGGGUGCGACGGCGUGGGGUGCAAAAUCAAGGUCUUCGCUCACCCGCGGCGAAGCGACCCGUCUCGGCGCCCGUCGCCUUACAAGGAUGGCUUCACAAGCAGGGCUCCGAAGGCCUGAUGCUGUGGAAGAAACGAUGGUUCGUUCUCUCCGAGUACUGCCUCUUUUACUAUAAAGGUCCCGAGGAGGAAAAGCUUCUGGGAUCGAUUCUGCUUCCGUCCUAUCGAGUUACGGUAUGCAGGCCCGAGGACAAGAUCAACAAGAGAUUCGCCUUCAAGGCCGAGCACGCAAACAUGAGGACGUACCACUUCGCCGCAGACACGCUCGAGAGCAUGAAUCAGUGGGUGAACGUCUUGACUCUAGCCACGCUACUCCAGGAUCCUAAUCCUGGCGGAGGAAACGUAACUACUCCGGUUGGAGGCGACGGAGCCGCACCCGCCCUGGACGACGGUGGCGAUCGAAGCGCUCGACCCAGCGUCUCGUCCAUCUCGUCGAUAGCCAAUCAAAGCGCCGACGAUAGCGACUCGGGCUUCCACGGCUUUCAGUCGCGCGACGAUCCGAGCCACGCGUCUAACAACAACUCCAGUCCCAACAGCGUGAAUACCGGCUCGUUUCCCGGCAGCAGCGGCAGCAACAACAACGCCCAGCUGCCCAACAAUCCCAACGUUUACAACAAUAACGCGAGUCUUCACGAGAACGCAAAACAACAGCAGCAUCAGCCGAUGGCCAAUGGCUGGAUGCAGCAGCAGCAACAACAAUCGUCCCAGUACAGGCAUCAUCCCGACCUGGUGAGCCAGAGCCCUUACGUCAUUCAGCAGCAGCCCCAUCAGCAUCAGCAGGCUGGCAUGUACCUGCAGCAGCAACAACAGCAGCCACCACCGCCGCAGCACAGUCGUCAAUCGGUUCAAAAUAUGCAGCCGAUGCCUCGCAAUUACGGCCAACCGGUUUACGCGAACGCACCACCGAAGCCCCGACGAUUGGCCGAGAAUUCCAACGAAUUCGGCACACCGUCGCCCGACCUCGAUUAUCGUCAAUCGCCGGUCUCGCCCGACGCCAGGUACGGCGGCAGCGGCAGCAAGCAGACUUCCAUGUCGGCGUCGUCGUCGCUCGUCGAUUACAACGACCCCAGAAGCAGUGCCAUCUACGCCCAACGCAUGGCUCCGCCACAGCCCAGCAUGUCCUUGAGAACCGACAAGUCCGGUUUGAAUUACGGCAUGAGCGCUCAGCAGCAAGGCCAGAAAACGCCGGAUCUGUAUGCGCGCGCCGCUGCCAAGUCGAGGCCCGCGAUGCCUAGACUCGCCAACGGCACCGAUUACGAGGACGUUUACGGGGCGACGCCACCCCAGUUGUAUCAGAGACCAGCUGGCCCGGUUGGCUACACGAAGGGCCCGGCCCCGGCGCCUAUUUCUAUUCCCGUGCAUAAUCAGCAGCAGCAGCAGCAGCAGCAGCAGUCGCAACCGCAGCCGCAACCGGUGCAGCCACAGUACUACGUUGUUGCCGGAUCCUUGACCAAUGCGCCUGUGAUACGGCAGCAACCGCCACCACCGGAGCCGAAGCCUCAACCGCCGAGACCCCACAGCGCUGAUUUUCUCGAAUACGAAACGAAUCGCAAGCCGUCCCAGCAAACGCCGGCCCAACCAGUCACUCGGGUCCGAUACCCACAGAGACCAAAGUCCAGCCUCGACGUAAUCAAUCCGUCGGACGUACCUACUGUCAACGACAAUUACUUCUAUUCAGAGGAGAGGUACGCAGCUCAGAUGCGUCAAACCGGGGCGGUGUACUUGCAGCAUCAGUCUCCGGCGGCGUCGGCCUCGCAGUCAGUCACGGUCGACGGCAGUGCUCCUCUGCAGCGAGAUCAGCAGUCUUCGAGGAAUCAGUCGCUGUCUCGAGCCACGACCCCGUCGAAAUCGUCGACGUCGCGCGACACCGAGUCGGGCAUCGGCACUCUAUCGGACAUGUCGUAUCCGACCACGUCGAGCGUGAGGCGAGCUCAACGCGAUCAUCAUCAGCAGUCGCUUCAACGACACAACGACCGUUACAGCGAGUCGGCGGCUCACACGAGGCGCUCGCUGCGCGAAACUUCCUCGCGGUCGUCGUCCUUGCACCAGCAGCGCCUGGAUCUGUUGCCGUCGCCAUCUUCGAGUCGCUCAGCCAAUCACACGCCGCAGCAGCAGCAGGGCAGCAGACGCUGGAGCGAGCAGCAACAGCAGCAGUUCGCGCGCUCGGCUAGUGCGAGACUGCCUCGCAAUCGACAUCCCGCCGCGAUAAUCGAUUACGACGACAAUGACGACGACGACGAGUACGACGAUUACAUCGAUAAGAGCAUGAAUCUGGAAGCGUCGAGCAACGGAGAGCGCAAAAUGCAACAGCGCGAAGAGUCGAUGAAAAGACUUCUCGAAUGGAAGCAGCGCAUGCUCCAGUCGCCCUUGACGCGAAAACCUCAUCACUCGAGCAGCGGUGGCAGCAAUCAGCCUCGCACGCCUCAGCACAGCACCGAUCUGGCCAAUUGCUACAAGCAGCAGGCCCUCAUGGAGCUGGCAGCUCACGAGGCCAGUCUUCAGCAGCAGAGGCAGCAUCGCCGUGGACGCGGCGAUGAGGCGCAUCAUCGGCCGCAUUAUCCGCGCAGCAAGAGCACCGACGCUCGGCGCAGCAACGCGGCCAGUGUCUUGGGCAUGCACGCCGCCCUGCCCAGAUACAACAGUUACAGCAGCGACGAUGAAGCAUCGGGUUCGGGCUCGGUAAUCGGACGGGAUCCGCUGCCACCGAGGGCCGUCAGCACAUCGCAAUUAGCAAACCAAAGACAAUCACCGGCGCUAGCCACAACGAAAAACAACAAUUUGAACAACGUCUCGCAACAACAGCAGCAGCAGACGUCAGCCACGUUGCCGCAUCAACGCUCACUAGUGAACAACACGAGUAUGCUAAAUGGCAUCCAGCAUCACAGCACGCCUCUAAAUCAUCAUAAUCAGCAACAGCAGCAGCAACAACAACAAAAGCAGCAACAGCUUCAUCAUCAUCAGCAACAGCAGCAUCAAGUGCAGUACCAAAAUCUCACGCCGAUUCACAAGCAACCGAGCAGCUCGCAGUCGACCGCGAUGCUGUCGAUGCUGGGACACGAUCAUGAUCGGCAGCUUAACGGCGCGAACGGCGGUAGCAAUUACGCCAAUCAUAUACUGAGAGCAGCGAGCAGCGGAGACGUCAGAACAUACAGCAACGAGUAUCAUCGCGACCCAAGAAUAGCAUCGCCUUGUUCUGCGCAGCGUCUCGUCAGUCCGACGAGCCACUUGAGAGUCAUCUCGCCGAUAGACCCUCGCAUAUCCAGCCCGAGCGAUAGCGAGCGCCUAACGCACAGCAUCAGCGACCGUGGCAUGUCCAGCCCAUUGGCCAGGGAUCCCGAACGUGGCAGUAAUCCAACGCUCAGGCAAAUGCAGCGCGGCGUUGGCCAUCGCCAGUCCAACGACCUUCUGCACAAGAGAAGCCAAUCGUCGAGCCGCAUACGCGACAGCAGCAGUCGCAUCUCGGGCGGCCUCGUCCAGGUAUCGGCCGGUGAACUGCUCGGCCGUACCCACGAGGAGCUUGUGCUCCUGCUGAUCCAGCUACGACGCCAGAGCGCCACGCUCUGCAAGGCAAUGGAAACAUGCCAUAUGGAGAUCGAGGCUCAGGCUAGACUCGUGGAAUUGGAUACACCGCGACGAUUGGAGAAUCUGCAAAAGUUGGAUGAACUGAAGAAGCACUUGAUGGAUCUUGAGAAACAGUACGAGAAGGGCAAGCCACUGGUGAAUUUGGUCGACAACAUGGUGAAACUCGGCUCGCUGUACAACUGCAAUCGGCUGAACGGCGCGGCCAGCACGACGAGUCUCGGUGGCUCGCGCUACGAUCUCGGACACCAAUCGGACGGUGCCAGGGAUCACAGAGACCGAUUGGAGUUCAAUCAGCGCGUCCAGGAGCAGAGGCUACUGGCCGAGGAGAGGAGGGACUGGGAUCGACUGAGUCCCGAUCACGGACAACUUCAGGCUGUAAACUCGCUCUCUCAAGGAAAUCUGUAUCAAAGCCGAGGCAACAUACUGUAUCCUGGAGUUAAGAGGGAGUUUUUCCUCAAGAUCGCUCCGAAGGCCAAAGUUCAGCAGCUCUACAAGUUGGAUCAAUUACUGCAAGAGGAGUCCGGCACCCUGCACAGUCUCCAACAAAAUAAGGAGCUGCUCGAGAAGGCACUGGGAGGCUUGAGGCAUAAAAUGCAGGGCCGCAACAAUAAUCCAGCUGAGGUCGAGCGCUACCGCGAGCAGCAGAUGCUGCUCGAACGCGAGCUCAGCCGCGUCAGGCUCUUGCUGGCUCACAAUUCCAAGACAAAGAAGCCCGUUUUUUUCCAGAAACUGGAGGAGACCGUGGCGGAGAACGCGCGCCUCGAGCAAGAUCUCGUGGUGCUGCGCCAGAAGCUGCAGGCCUCACGACGCUACCAGGACCAGGUGCCGUCGCGCGACUCCACGGCUAAUACGACGCAGGCCCUCGAGAAGGAGCUGCGCCGGGUGCAGCAGCUCGUCGGCGAUCUGCAGCGCCAGCGCCAGGAGCUCAGCGUGCAGGUGCGCCAACUGACCGAGAAGAGCCACAGUCUCGUGCAGCAGAUUCGACCGCAAUCCAACACGUCGUCGUCGACGGCACAAGUUCACCAAGCGAAGAAACGCACGCCCAAUACUUGGCUCGAGACCGACCUGGACUCGGGCGUGACUCAGGAGCACGGCCAUCAUCGCGACUUACCGACCAGUCCAGCUUCCUCGACUUCGACUCAGAACUCCUCCUCGACGUUCCACUCGUCGAGCAAGCAAAACGGCCACGGGCCCUAUCGUCCGAAUCUGAACUCGCCGCAGUACGCGAGCAGCAACCAAACUCGCUCGCCGGUCUCCACCUCGUCGACGUCGUCGUCCUCGCAGUACGGCACUCGUCAGGUGCCCGGACAAUCGCAACAGCAGCAGCAACAACAGCAGCAACAGCAACAACCACCGACCUUGUCGCCUCAUCUGCGCGAACAGAUUCAGCAGCAUCAGCUCAAGCAGCAGAUGCUCAAGGAUCAAAUGCAGGGCAAGGCCUCGUCGAGUCCAGUGCCUUUGUACGCCAACGCCAUGGUACCCGAUCCAAGAAGACAAAUGACAGAUAGUCUCAAGCAUUACGAACACAUGACUAACGGCGGUCUUAUGCUAUCACCACCCGAGUAUGUGCCACCACCACCCCCAGCAAUACCCGACCCCGAGACUAUGAUGAUGAACGGAAGUUGCUACGGCCAAGACGAUAACAAAUUUUCCGGCCUGCUUCACAAUCGCGAAAAACCAGAAAUCAAAACGGUGCGCAUAGUAAAACGCGAGUCCGAAAGACGUCAAAGAGAUCGAGGCGAUAGAAGCGGUAAUCUUGGCAUUCCAUUAACAAAUGGACUUCAGGCGCCAGGAGGUGCAAAGCGAUUCAGCGACGACGAUUACGGUGGUUCUCAAAACUUCGAGAGCCAACUUGAUCGCGUGCUGGAAGAAAGCCCGAUGCUACACGCUCAAAGCAACUCGCAACUGUCUGACCUCGACGAGAUGCAAUUCCAGCGCAGCAUGUCACUGCCCAGAGGAUUCGGCGGUAAAACGACACCGCAGCAGCAUGUUCAACCUGGUCCAGUGCCGACACCUCCUCGAAGCGACAGUAUGGCCGCUUUGAGGAACAUGAUCGCUCGUCGCCAGCGAAUCAAGCUCGAGAUGAGUCAAGACUCGGACAGCACAUACGCCACGGACUGCAGCGCGAGCUACGUCUCGUCGCCCAUCAACGGCAACUACGCCGGCUGCUCGAGCAAUUACUCGACGAGUCCGGCUUACAGUCCUCCGUACUCGAUGCAGAGUCCGGAGCCACCACCGGUGCCGGCGCCUCCACCGGUGUCCUCGCUAAUUGCCGCCAAGGUAGCCGGUAAUGGACAGGAAGUGCCAGCAUCGGUGCCUGCAGCUGCUGCUGCUGCUGCUGCUCCUGCUCCGGGCAGCGGGUCGACGAUUUUCAAAAGCGAAGCUGCCAAGCAGAUAAUCAAGGAGAUGAGCGACAAGAAGCCCGAGAGCAGCAGCAACGACGGCCCUGUGAAAUUGAGAAAGAGACAGGUGCCAAGAGAGAAGAGGAGGCAUUAUACGGUUUCCAGCAGCCAGCCAAAUAUCGAUCUAGAAGAUGCUUUCGCGAAGAUGGGCAUGGGACGAGCUCGCGAUGAUCUCGAUAUGGAGAGAGCUUUGCGGCCAAGAAUUAAUGCUCCCGACGUCGUUAGAUCGACGUUGAGUCACAAGGAACUCAAGUACAACGAGAGCACAAUCGAUAGCCUUUUGGGUGCGCCGAAUAAGAUCUUCAUACCGGAGCGAUACGUACCCGAAAAGACUCCGGAGCUGUCGGCCGAAGAGAAGGAACAAAGGUUGAAAAAAGCCGAAUCCAUUAGGAAAAUGCUGUCGGAAACUACGGUCACCUCUGCCGAUGGAGCUGACGACGAAGAUAUCGAGAAAUCCGAAACGCUGAAGAAAAAAGUUGCUGAGGAGAAACGCCAAAGAAAUCAUAUUCUCCAAUUGAAUCAAAUUUUAGCCAAGCAAGUUAUGGAGAAAAGCAAGAUGGUUGCGGCCAAUGCUCGAUCUGACGUCUCCUCAUUUGACGAUGAAUCCACCAUUGAUGAUUCGGAUGACUUAUCACCAUCUACACCUAUGCCACUGUAUCAGCAACGCGACAAUUACUACUCCUGAAGCCAAGACGACAUCAAUGAGCUUUCUUCGACGACCGUCGUUUGAAGCGUCGCUCGGUGCAUCGAAGAGGGAUCUCAUUGAUGUUCAUCGGAUCUUGAAAUUCGAAAAUAAACAAUCACUUUCACACGUGCAAUAAACAUAAAUUAUGAAAAACUAUUGUGCGGAGAAACGUGAUGGUGGACGAAUAUUCAACGAUUUUUCAUGUACAUUAUGUUAUUUUAUGGUGUAAGUUGUACCGUUAAUUAUACUGUAUAUAAUAGUAAUAAUUUUUGUUAUCUUCGUAAAUUCGUAAUUCUUCACAAAAUAAAAAAAGUCGAAAUUCCGAUUUCAUUUUAUAAAAGUCUGAUUUUUAUCAGCACUCAAAAAUGAUGAUCCGUAUUGAAGUCUUUUAAUCGACAAAAAACUUGUGAGUCUGGACGAUAAAAUAUUUGUACAAUUUUUAUUAAAUCGAUGAGUGCCAAAUAUUUGAAAAAAGUUUUGCUACCAAAAUUAUCAAAUUUUUUAUUGCUAUUGAAUACAAUUUGUGAAGAAUAAGUCAUACAAUUUUAUAAAGUAAACUUUUUAAGUUGUCAUAAGCUAUUACCUUUGAGUAAAUACUCAUCGAGUACCAAUAACUUCGGUACAGCUUUAAAGAUACGUAAAGCUCAUGUAUGUCAAAAUGUCUUAAUUAUAGUUACAUAAAAUGUAUUAUAACAAUUUCGAGCGUGGAAAGUAAUUACGUCGGCUGUAAUUACUCGUGAUUUGUGUAAAGAACUCUUGAGUGGUGUGAAAGAUGAAUGAAAAAUUCAGGGUAUGAAUAGCAAUCUUCUUAAUUUUUAACCCGAUUUUAAAAAACUUUUAAUGUAAAGAGUAAUUAGAAAAAAAUAUUAACCAUAUACUUUAUGUUUUUCAAAUUUUUAUGAAUGCACACUUGUCGUAGACAAUAAACUAGUAUCAAACAUUCAUUGAUACAGCACGAGGUUUUCUAAAAUUUUCUAAAAAUACUCUUUAUUAAUAAAAUUUGUUUUAAAUUUCUCAAGUAUUUCUAUGAAAAUUCUUUUGUAUAUUGUAAAUACCACCAUGUAUCAAGUAUGAGUGAUUCUUAUGUUUGAUAGAUAAUUUAAGAAUCUUAAUAUUAUCUACGUUUCCACAAAUGUACCUUUAAGAUGAUCGUAGUGAAAAUUUUAUAAAGAAACAUUUUUUAUGAUAUAACAAAACGCACGUAACGUCAAUAUUUUUAACUCUGCAACCGUUUCCGAUGAUGAUUAUCGUUAAAACAACAGGUUGUUGAUUUUUUCCACUUUAUCGACACCUUAUUAAAAAAAAACGCGCGUGUCGUUAAUGAGACAGAAUACUGUAAAUUUUGUAUUAAACAAAUUGCGUGAUCGAUGACAUAUAUAUAUGCAUGCUAAAGAUAAUAUAAUCAUAAUAAUCGAUAAUCGUUUAAUAUAGCACUCUGAAAGAAAAGUAUUUGGUAGAAACAUAUAUUAGUACUCUAAAAAUUAUAGAGACCACUUUUACGUAAGAGAAUAAUAUGGGGAAUAUUGAAGAUUAUUCAUUAGUCGUAGUCACUUUUUAAAUAAUUGUUAUUUGAAUAAAAUCAUCAUAAAUAUAACAUUGUAUCUACUGAUCUAUUUGUGGACUCAUCUCGCGGAUUAACCCCAUCUUAGAUAAGUAAAUAAAGUAACAAAAAAAGAACUGAUAUUUUUCAAUACCGUAAUCAAUAUUUUUUUUAUUUAGAAAUAAUUUACGUUAUGACAAAUGAACAGAUAAGAAAGAUCAAGAU